Molecule: messenger RNA, 2038 nt
Organism: Drosophila grimshawi
Lineage: Eukaryota; Metazoa; Arthropoda; Insecta; Diptera; Drosophilidae
Exons: 2
Coding region: 184-1965 (593 amino acids)
Source: RefSeq, a predicted model, not a curated record
UUUAACGACCAAUGCAAAUAGCAAUCGUUUAUUUUGCUGAAGUUUUAUUUAUGUAUUUAUUUCGCAAAAUAAUAUGUACACACUGUUGCCAGACGCAGACAACUUCAAGCGAGUCGCAAAUUUGCGUGCAGCCAACUUCAAGUCAGACGAGCAAAAAAUGUAAACAAAGAAUUAUGGUAAACAAUGAAUAAUUGCGAUGAUGAAAUGGCUUACGUCCUGGACGAGGAGCUGCUGACAAGCAUGAAAAGCACUGGUAACACUAGCAAUAAGAAUGACGAGGAGAAUCUGGAUGUGGAGCUCAAACCGCCUGUUGAAGCUUACGCGGAUCCGCUGCAGGAAACGGCUUUGAUAUCCUCGAACUUUUCGUGGCUGUUCAAAGACGAAGAUAUUCUGCUUAAUGAUGCACAGCUGGCCGAGCUGCUCAUGCUGAAGCCGGGUAAAGUUCGUGGUAAACGCGGGCGACCCACAAGCAGCAGCAGUAGCAGCAACGUCAGCAUCUCCUGGGACACGGAAACCGAUGUGCAGCAGCCCAGGGGACAAGAUGAACUUUUGCUGCCUCGGCAACAGGCCAGCGGCAAAGGACCUGCCAACUCAGUGUCUAAUGCCGUGGAGUCCUGGAUGCUACUGUUCGACGAUGAGAUGAUGCGCAUGCUCCUCCGCCAGGCCAACGAACGAAUUCGCCAGCGUCGUGCGAGAAAUUCAGCUGAACGACAAAUCGAUCUCACAGAGAUGCGCUCCUGGCUGGGUCUGAGCUACUUAUGUGGCGUGUUCCGAAAUGCGCAGCACAAUGGACCGCUGGAGGAACUUUGGACGCUGGAAUUGGGAAAUGCGAUCUUUCGUGCAACGAUGUCGCUCGCCCGCUUCGAGUUUAUUGCCGAGAGCUUGCACAGCCAAGCAGGCAGCAGCUGGAACGAUGCUCAGCAUCUGUGGCAGAAAUUGCUCAUCAAUUGUCGCUCGUAUUACGGACCCAGUGGCUGGCUCUGCGUCGACGAGCAGCCCGCCUUAGAGAAUGGAAAUUUGGCAUUGUGCUGCGAUGCGAAGACGCUUUAUAUGACCAAUGCGCUGCUCAAGCGGGACGAGCAGGCGCCCGGCAAGGAGCUGAUGCAGCUCAUCUGCGAUUACAAGACAACAGGUAGGAAUUUGACGCUCGGCACGCGUUACGCUUGUCUCAGGCACUGCGAGCAGCUUCUGCAGCGUAAUUUGAGCAGCAUCUGCCUGCUGCCCAGCACAGCGCCGGAUUAUCCCAAGAACUGGACGGGCGAAGCACUGCGCAGCGGCUCGAAGCGAUUGACGCGUCAAGCGGGCGGCGCGCUGCUCAGCUGCGGCCUGGACAGCCAUGUGAAUGUGUCGCAAGCACAGUUGCACACAGGGAAAAUCUGCGAGCGUUUCUUUGAGCUCUCCCAGCGAUACAGCUGCGCCUUGUCUCAGUCAGACUGCAGGCGGAAUGAAUUCCUGCAACAGCUGCAUCUGAUGCUCAAUGUGGCGGCUGUCAAUGCUUGGAUCUUGUUACGCUUGUCGCCAAAAGGCGAUACCAAAAUGGAGCAACGCGAUUUCCAGCGUCAGCUGGGCUUGUUUCUGACACAGCAGCGUUUGCAGCGCCGGCUGCAGCGUAGAUCGGCAACGGCCACAACGCUCGUGAUGCGUCUCCAGAUCUGUGAGAUCUUGGGUCAGUCCAGUCAGCGGCUGCUAAGCGAAGCCUCCGCGGAUGCUCUGCACUCGAAUGGCGUUGGUGUCGUGAGUUUGACCCGUGCCACACUCCCCGAGGGCGUCACUUUGGUCAGUCGCUAUGGGGAGAAGCAUCGCCGUUGCAAGCCCUGUGCGCGCAAUAAGCGCGAGACGAAGGCGCGUUCACGCUGCCAGCAGUGCCAGGCGCACCGUUGUGGCAAUCAUCUCAUUUCACGCUGCUACGAGUGCAUGGGCCUUGCCACAGCACAGUUGCCAGAUGGCAACAUUAAAGAUACUUGAGAUACUUGCUGCAAGCAAAUUAGGUACUAAAUUAAUAAGAAUACAAAAUAAAUGAAAAUACAAAAUGCAUUAU